ACAAAAUUUAUGAAAAUAAACAAAACUGUUAUAACCUCAAUCUCACCACUCUCCAAAAAAUUUUGAAUUAUUUUGUAAAAAUAUUCAAUUUUUUGCGCUAUUAUUAUAGAUUAUGUAAAUUGAAAAUAUUUUUUAAUCCAAUGUGAGCCGUGGGAGUAAUAUUCAAUAUGUUGGGGUCAAACUGAGUUGAAAGUUUAAAAGGCUGGUGUAAAAUGGGCGGUGGAAGGUACUCAAGUGAUUCAGACUCUUACAGUAGUAGUAGCAGAAGAAAGAAACAUUCUUCAAGGGCCAAAGAAAGGACCCAUGAUGAUGACAAGCAAGAUGGCUGCCGGUUUUGAUGUUUCAGUGUGUGGUCUCUGUAAAUUAUCUAUUGGUAAAAACGGUCUAGCAAUCGAUGUGUGAAGCAUUUUGUGCUGAUAAGUGGUUUCAUACCAAAGUUAGUAGACAGAAGACAUGAAGAAAAUUGAAGAAUUGGGUGAACAUUCGAGGUGGUAUUGCUCGACUUGUGACUUUAGGUUAGGUCAGUGUCGUGAUUCUAACUUGGAAUCAGAAGAUGUUUUCAACGUUGCUAUUAAUGUUAACAAAAUACUAAACAAACUAAAUGUAAUGGAUUUUAAAAAUAAAAAAUUUCGUGAUCAAUUGGACAUUGUUUUGGAAGAACAGUUCAAAAAUUCUCAAGCGUGUUCAAGUAAUACAUGUCGUAACAAAUCCAUGCAAGAUAAGUUUGAUGCUCAAGUUAACACGAUUUCUGAAGACGAACUAAAUAGCUUGAAUAAAAUUAUUAGUUUAAUAAGUGACGUGAAUGUAAUUGAUGUACCAUUCAAUACUGUUCAAAAGGUUAGAGAAACUAACACAUCUUCAAAACAAGUAAGUGACGACAACAUUGAAUUAUUACUAAGCAUGAAUUUAGAAGACAACUCUCAACGUAGAAUUUUAACUGAUUCAAGACAGUCUCUUGUUCAUAGUGUUCAAGACAAAAUUAAAGACGUUAAGACAAUUCAGUCUGAAGAAGAAUUCUUGAAGAAUUAAGUCGACUAAACACUGGAAUUAUUGACUUGAAUAGGAGAGUGAAUGCUUUUGAAGAGUGUAGUGUUUUGUCAUCUAGUUUCAUUAGUAAGAAUGCCACUAAUUCUAAUCCACUGGUUGUAAAUCAGAGUAAUAAUAAAUCUAAAAAUUCUGAUAAGUCAAUACAAGCACAUGAAGGAAACUCAAUGAAUCCUUCUGUGACAGAAGGUAAAAAUGGAAUGUGGUCACAAAGCGAAAUAAAUUCAAGAUACACAACAGUGAGUUUAAUAUAUCAGAUAAAAAUAAGCAUGCAGUAUGAAAGCAGUGGCUUGACAAAACCUAGUGGGUGCAGUAAUAACAGUACUAAUGGUAGAAAUAAGCCUACUAAUGAGGUCGGUGUUUAUGCAUCUGUCAAUAAGAGUAACAGUCUUAAGCGUAUUGUGGGUAGUGGAGCGAGUACAUCCAAUUUGAUAUCAGCCCAAAGGAAGGACUGGAUUUUUGUUUCCAAGUUGGCAGUGGAUACUAAAUGUGAGGCUGUUUCUGAAUAUGUAAAACAAUUUAUUUCAGGUGAAAUUUUGUGUGAGGAGGUGAAAUCAAAGUUUCCUACUUACAAAUCAUUUAAAAUAGCCGUUGAUGUAGGUAAUAAGGACAAAAUUAUCGAAUUUGAUAUAUGGCCUGGAGGUGUACUAGUAAGUGAAUACCGGUUCCAGAAACGACCACAACCUAAAUCCAAGCAUUUUUUAGGCCAAAAGAAAAAUUAAUGUGUUCAAGACCUUCUCCUUCUAAUCAAUUCAAUGACUUAAACAAUGUGACAAGUGCAACCAAAAAAAAGGACCUGCGGAUCUGUUUUGUAAAUGUUCAGUGUCUACACACCAAGCUUGAGUCCCUCGAACUCCUAUGUGAAGAGGUGUCACCUGUCUUUCUGUGCAUAUGUGAGCAUUGGCUCAAGCACCAAGAAACUGAGUUCUAUCACAGUAUUAGCAGUCUAGGUUUGUCAAGUAUACACUGCAGGGAUACCAUGAGUUGUGGGGGUACUGCUGUUUAUGUGGAGGAGAAACUAAAGCCUGAAGUAAGAAUUGUUGAUUUAAAAAGAUUUAGUGUAGACUCUGUCAUUGAACUGUCUGCAGUGUUGUAUUUGAGUUGCUCACUAUUAAUUUUAACAGUGUACAGAUCACCAAAUGGAGAUAUCAAUUCUUUUUUUGACGUGUUGGAGGAUAUUCUAGGUCAUCUGAAUGCUCUACAGUACCAGAUAGUUAUGUGUGGCGAUUUUAAUAUACAUCUGGAGGAGUCUAGUGUUUUGGAAAAUCGAUUCACAGUUCUUCUCAGGAGCUAUGGUCUUAUCAUCGGCAACAGGGCCCCAACUAGAGGAACCGCUUGUUUGGAUACAGUUGCAACAAUGCUGGAUUCAUGGGACUAUGUUGUUGAAGUGAUUGAACCAGUUGUGGCAGAUCAUCAGGCCCUGCUUAUAGAUGUUGGCCUGUUCAAAGCAGAAAGAGUCAAUCCUGAAUGGUUCUGUAAAUACAGAUUCACACAUAGGAGAAUUGAUGAAAACAACUUACCUGUUUUUGUUGGAAUCCUUGGGAGAGUCAACUGGAGUCUCUGCAUCAAUUGUAAUCCGAGAAUUUCUUUCAGUAAUUUCUUCCAGAGGUUCAUGAAUAUGUUUGACAACUUCUUCCCAAAAAGAGUGAGGCGGUUUACUAGGAGAAGAAAUGAACCCUUCACUCAUGUUGAUAAGUCAUGGUAUACAGCAGACUUGGCUAGUAUUAGAACACUUGUUAUUAUUGCCAACAAUAUGUACAAGAAUGCUGUAACUGCAGAGGAUAGAAACAAGUUCUAUUCAGCUUACCUGAGACUGAAGAAGAUAUAUCAACAGGAUAUUGUCAACUCAAAGAGCAUCUGGAAUGAGGAUCUUAUUAGGAAUGCUCCAAACCCAUGCAAGGCAGCCUGGAAUGUUAUCAACAGCUCCAAAAGCAAGAAGGUUGUACUGUCAGGAGGUUCAAGUCCUGAUGACUUCAACAAUUUCUUUAUUCACUCGGUGGCUGGGAUAGUGGAGGCUAUCACCGGUUCACCUGAUGAUGCAGUGAAUCAUGUUCCUGUCAGUAUUUGCAGUUUCGUGAAGUGGGAGAGAAUUUCCUCUGUAGACCUGAUAAAAGUAGACAAGGGAUACAAGAGAUCAACAAGUCCUGACAUCUAUGGAAUCUCAACAGUGGUGUUGAAGUCAAUAGUUGAUGUUUUAGCUGUACCACUGUGUAAUUUGAUCAAUGACUGCAUGGAUUCUGGAGUUUUUCCCAAGGAGCUGAAGACAUCAAGGACAAUUCUAAUCUUCAAGAAAGGUGAACCUGAUGAAUUGUCGAAUUUCAUGCCAGUCUCCAUAAUUCCUGUAUUUGGCAAACUCAUGGAAUCGGUGAUGUAUGUUCAGCUUUCACAGUAUUUUGAGAGUAAUUCCAUCUUCCAACCUCACCAGUAUUGAUUCUGUCAGGUGAGAUCAACCACGGGAGCUGUCGGAGUGGAGUCGGUUCUUGGGGCAAUGGAGGGCAGGCAGUCGGUCUCUGUUGCUUUGUGUGAUUUGACCAAGGCAUUCGACUGUGUCUCGCAUGACAUACUAUUGGGUAAAAUGAAGAGGUAUGGGAUAAGUGGAGUUCCCCUGAAAACCAUGGAGGAUUACCUCUCCAAUAGAAUGCAGUUCACAUUGGUGAAUGGUGUGAAAUCACGGUCGAAGGAGGUGAUCUAUGGGGUGUCGCAGGGAUUGAUUCUUGGUCCUCUGUUGUUCCUUGUAUUCAUCAACAGUUAUAGUUCUGGGGUAACUAAACACCUUUUUAAAAAGAAAACUUUAUUUUUAAACACAUAAUUAUAAAAUAUACAUCGAAAAAGAGAGAAGUGCUCUUGGUGAAGUUUGGCAGUAGACUGACUAAAAGUACUAUGAUCGAGCAUUACAAUGGAAUACAGCGUCAGCAAUAAUAUUAGGUGUUACCAGAUGUAACUCCUCCCCCCUAAGAGUGAAGCUGCCCUCAGCUUCAAAGAAAUAAAAAAAAACAUAUAUUAUAUUUUAAGUAUUAUAAACUAAGUACAUGGUAGUCUGGGGCAUAUUUGUUCUGGUUCACGCUGUACAGUAUCAUUUUCAACUUCAGAUUUACAACACAUUAAGUUACAAAGUUUGUGCCAGAUAAACAGCCAUUUGAGAAAUAUUAUAACAAUCAAUAAAAUUACAGUAAAAAUAAGCAAU
Messenger RNA from Nilaparvata lugens (brown planthopper), 4228 nucleotides. Its product is annotated as serine/Arginine-related protein 53-like. The coding region runs from base 1766 to 3475 and encodes 569 amino acids. The transcript has 4 exons. The record is from RefSeq and is a predicted model, not a curated record. NCBI's taxonomy places the organism in Eukaryota, Metazoa, Arthropoda, Insecta, Hemiptera, Delphacidae.